UUUCAAAAUGGAAGAAAUGCAAAAGAUUUGGAGUGGAAUAAAACACCAACAUUCAUUUGUUUUAUCAAAGGUCGUUUACGGCCGCUGAUAAGUUAACCUGGUUGAACAUGUGUUGAAUAAUACUUUUGUAUCGAUUGGGAAGACAUGAGAAGCAAGAUGAGUGUUUCAAUCGGUAAUAAAAUCGAGGUGAGUUGUCGACUUAACGUUAUACUGUACUACUGUAGCUAGCUAACUUAGCCAAAAUUAUUUUAGGUCGCUGAAGUUGCAAGAAGUAGCUACUCCAACGAUGUUUAGUUAGCUAAAUAGCAAACUAACAUAGCUACUGUAGUUGUCUACAAACGUUACCCACUUUGCACAAUUCGUAGUAGGCAAUGCAGACGAGUAACGUUACUGUAGCUAACGACGUUAGCUAAUGCUAAAACUAGCAUUGCCGCAGCAGAGUUGUUGUUGACUCUUGAGACGUGCCCCCACAGGUGGUUGGUGGCACCUUAAUUGGGGAGGACAGGCUCGUGGGAAUGGCUGGAGCGGAAUAGGUGGAACGACCAUUCCAUUUACUCCGUUCCAGCCACAUUAUGAGCCAGCCUCCACUGGUGCCCCCUCUCCCCCCGCGACUUACCGCACCUGUUUAUUGUUGCCAGGUGACUGGGAAGACAGCGCCUGCUUCAUUAGCGGGAAGAGAGCCGGGAUAAUUCAAGGUUUUGGUUGGCCAUAUGGCAGAGAAGGGUGCUACGUUUGUCUGAUGUUUUGUUUCUGACAGUUGGGUAGCCAGUCUGUAGCUACCCUGACGACCAAAUGCCUGGUACAGUUGUUGUAGUGGUGUACUACUCACUGGCUGUCUAGCCACCUACAUCAUACAUGUCAGAGGGAAGAUGUUCGACAAAGUUAUUCAUUAUUUCUUUCGAAACCUGACAACUAAAUGCAAAGUCAGUGAAGAUGAGGAGAGAAUCUUAUCUACAGCUGGGGAGCUACAGAUUGAGGUAUCACAUCAGUCAUCCUGUAUAUAAAAAAAGAACAGCUGACAGGCACAUCUAGGACAUAUUUUUAGGAUGUAGGCCUAGCUAUAGGACAUAUUCUAGCCAUAUGUGUUGUAAUGUAAAUAUUAGCUUAUUGACUUUGGAAUUCUGUAUUGCAUUUUGUGAAAACAUUUGUUAAUUCUCUUAAUCAGGACUUCAAAGUUCUCACCCUCCUUGGUAAGGGCUCCUUUGCAUGUGUUUACCGGGCAAAGUCAGUGAACACUGGCUUGGAGGUGGCGAUCAAAAUGGUAAGAACUAUUUUUCUAAGUUGCUAUACAGUCUGCAUCCCAGUUUUUUUAUGGUGUUGCUCCCCAGGUAACCACAAACACAGACAUUAAUACCAUAGAGUAAGAGCUCAUCACUACAAAGUGUUUAUUGUCAAGUGCAAGCAGACAAAUCACAAGUGUAGAAAUGUUGACAUAGCCUACACAGUGAAGACUCACCCACUUAUCAUCAUCACCCUCUCACUACCAGGUGGUGUGUUUAGCAGAGCCUUGUAUUUUCCCUAAGCCCCCCUCCCAUAAGUCCUCUGUGGACUGUUGGGAGUCUAGACAGUCUGUUCUGUCUCUGGAUAGCUCUCAUCGUUUCUUUGUGGAAGAUCGAUCGCUGUUAGCCACAAGACUAAAGCAGUGUAUUUUAACGCUCACAUGCACUGUAUAAUUAUCUCUAUUAUUCCCCUCUCUGUACAGAUUGACAAAAAAGCCAUGCACAAAUCUGGUAUGGUCCAGCGUGUGAGUAACGAAGUGGAGAUUCAGUGUCGAUUGAAGCAUCCGUCAAUACUAGAGGUAAGCAUGGUUGAACCUGUUAUGUUGGGCCUGUUAUGGCAUAUGUGAUCAUUGUAGUGCUGAAAUUGGCGCUACUUUAAUAAGGACUUAUUUACAUGACUGCAUUUAACCCCAGGGUUCUCCCAAUGAUUUUUUAACAAUAUGGUGCUGCUGAGUACAGGUGGGGUGUAGUGCCCCUCUUUACACUCAGACAGUUUGGCUUUUUUGAACACUGCCAUUUCCUGCAAUCUAGAGCAAAACUGGCUAGAAUAUUAGCGUUUGGGGCCUUAAAUUAUAAAACAUAUUUUUAGGGCGGCAGGUAGCUUAGUGGGUAAGAGCGUUGUGCCAGUAACCGAAAGGUCGCUGGUUCUAAUCCCAGAGCCGACUAGGUGAAAAAUCUGUCUGUGCCCUUAAGCAAGGCACUUAACCCUAAUUGCUCCGGAUAAGUCGCUCUGGAUAAGAGUGUCUGCUAAAUGACUAAAAUGUCAAUGUAAAAAUGUACAUAGUGGCGCAGCCAGUCCACAAGGUGGUGCAGUGCCACUCUUUACAUUCUUUGGGGAGAACCCUGAACCCUGACAUAACAUUUUGGCCUGUCAUUUUACUCCUUUGCAGCUGUACAACUACUUUGAAGACAGUAAUUAUGUGUACUUGGUGUUGGAGAUGUGCCAUAAUGGAGAGAUGAGUCGAUACCUGAAAGAUAGGAAGAUGCCCUUCUCAGAGGAUGAAGGUGAGUCACAUUUUCUACCUGAGAGUGAGUCAGUGAUACAUCUCUUAACAUGAUAUGAAAGCUACGAUAACAUGUAUUGACACUUGUCCUCGUUUCCUUUUAGAACAGUUUUCAUUUGUUGUUUUUUCACGUUACAGCAAGGCACUUCAUGCAUCAAAUAGUGAAAGGUAUGCUGUACUUGCACACACAUGGCAUCAUGCAUCGGGACCUGACCUUGUCCAACCUGCUGCUGUCGGGCAAUAUGAACCUUAAAAUAGCUGACUUUGGCCUGGCCACCCAGCUGAAGCUCCCCAGCGAGAAGCACUUCACCAUGUGUGGCACACCCAACUACAUCUCCCCAGAGGUGGCCACCCACAGUGCCCACGGCCUGGAGUCUGAUGUCUGGUCUCUGGGCUGCAUGUUCUAUGCCUUCCUGAUGGGCCGGCCCCCGUUUGACACAGACACGGUGAAGCACACCCUCAACAAGGUGGUCCUGGGGGAGUAUGACAUGCCCAGCCACGUGUCCCAGGAGGCCCAGGACCUGAUCCGCCAGCUGCUGAGGAAGGACCCUGCGCAACGGCCCAGCCUGUCUGCCGUGCUGGAGCACCCGUUCAUGACCCAAAGCCUGCUGGCCAGGACCAAGGAGCUGAGCCUGGGGGAGCCAGGCUCCAUGGACAGCGGCAUUGCCACCAUCUCCACAGCCUGCACCUCAUCCACCUCCGGCAGCAACAGCAGCCAUCUCCAGAAGAGAGCGAGGCACAUGAUAGGACCUGCCUUGCCCAACCGCAUGAUGCCUAUCCCCACACUGCCCACGCUGCUGCCCAGGCUGCCCAGCAGCGCCUGCUUUGAGGGGGUUGAGCAGUGGCAGCAGCAGCACUCAGAGAGAGUAGGCAGGAGCAGAGCUGCUCCGGGUGGGAAGAGUGGACGACCCCACUCUAGGUACCUACGGAGGGCUCACUCCUCAGACCGGUCUAGCUCCUCUGCCACUCCAGCCCAGGGGAUGGGGCAGGCAGAGCUGGAGAGGUGCCACUCUGAGGAGAUGCUGACUGGGUCGGGGAGACUGGCCUUUCCCAUGUCCUCCAGCUACAAGGACACUCCACAACCCUUCGCAGAACAUGGAAGGCUCCCAUCGCCGCCUGUCAAACAGACAGCCAGGUAAGAUGUGACACCAGUGUGAUGUAAUGAAUAGAAUGUGAUUUAUAUUAAGAUGGCUGUGUCUGUCUGACUAACUGAUGCAUGUAUGUUCUCUAUGUCCUCAGCUCAGGAUGUUCAUAUUCCACACAACCACCACGUCCACUAAACCUGCAGUUACAAGAGUCAGAAGGUGUACAGAAUUGGUUCAGUAAAGAAGGUAUAUUACACCUACUCUUUUCUUUGCUGUAUCUUAAUCUUACAUCCCAAUGUAAAGAUUUAAAAGCUCUAAAAUAAAGAUUUUCAUACAUGAGCUUGACAGUGUUUGUUCCCCCUGCCUCCCCAGGCCCGUUUCCGAGGCCCAUGGAUGUCAGCUCUCACAGCAGCAGUGGCAGUUUCCAUAGCAGCAGGGAGCCUCUAGGUGUACACAACUACUGGAGUGACAAACCAGCAGGCAGAGGGACCAGUUCUCACCGCAACCACAACCAGCACCACCCCUCAAACAUUGAGUCCUACUGGGAGAAUGGGCAACGAGUACAUGGGGGAGAGCUGCAGAGUCUGUCCAAACCCAAACCAAGUAUAGAAAAGAAGUCUCUGAGAAAUGUGCUCCCUCCCCUGUGUGCCUCCAGACUAAAACCCAUCAGACAGAAGACUAAAAACGCUGUGGUAAGACAGACAAAGCCCCUAGUUAUCCCCAUGUGUCUAUUCAACUGAUCUGCUUUCAAUGACAGGGCUAUGCCUGCCUGCUCUACAGCUGCGGUUUCUGUCUCCUCCCCAGGUGAGCAUUCUGGAUACAGGAGAGGUGUGUAUGGAGCUGCUCAAGGGUCAGGGCCUCCAGGAGAGGGUCAAAGAGGUCCUUAGGAUAUCCUGUGAUGGUUCGAUGGUGGGUUUCAGGAAUAACAACACUUCAUAACCUUCAGAGAGGAUGUAUCAUGGUCUCUGUCAGUAAAAUAAUGGCAAAACACUAAUUCCAACCUUUGACCAUGCUCCUGUAGGUCACUAUUUACCAGCCCAAUGAGGGGAAGGGGUUUCCUGUGCUAGAUCGUCCCCCUGCUCCUCCUGAGGACAUCCUGAUCUGCAGCUAUGAGGACCUACCAGGUACACCUCAAUACCAGACAGUGAAGUCUCAGUGACAUGAUUAAAAACCAUAAUUUUAUAAAUAUGUUGGAAAUCUGAUUUCAACUAACCACUGUCCUCUGUUUAUCUUUAAUAGAGAAGUACUGGAAGAAAUACCAGUAUGCCUCCAAGUUUGUGCUGCUGGUGAAAUCCAAGACUCCAAAAGUCACCCUCUACACAAAGUAUGCUAAGUGUAUGCUGAUGGAGAACUCCCCCAAUGCAGACCUGGAGGUGUGCUUCUACGAUGGUAAGGACCAUUUAGAAAGCAUCAGUUAUAUGAAACAUAAUGAACUUGAAGGAUAAGGUCUAUUGUCCUUCUCUGAUAUUGAAACGUUAUUGUUGCACACUGUUAAACUAAAUCAUCCUGACCUGUUGUUCCCCUCUGUACUGUGACAGGAGCAAAGACCCACAAGACGUCGGAGCUGGUCCGGGUGGUGGAGAAGAGUGGGAAGUCGUACACAGUGAAGGGGGAGGUGGGUCUCAGUGGCCUCAGCCCAGAGAGCAGGCUGUAUGUGGAGCUGUCUGACGAGGGCCACAGCAUGUGUCUGUCUCUAGAGGUGGCAAUCACUGCAGAAGAGCAGCACAGUGCCAAGAGCACUCCCUUCUUCCCCAUCACCAUUGGCAGGUGAGAGAGAGAGCCAUGACUGUCUGUUGUCAGCAUUAAUGCUGUAAAUUGUAAUGUUUGGAAGCACUUAAAUAAAGUACCAUCUUGCACCAUGUUGCAGAAUGCUGAGAGUUACUAUUUCAGGUAUAUACAGUCGUGGUCAAAAGUUUUGAGAAUGACACAAGUAUUGGUCUUCACAAAGUUUGCUGCUUCAGUGUUUUCAGAUAUUUUUGUCAGAUGUUACUAUGGUAUACUGAAGUAUAAUUACAAGCAUUCCAUAAGUGUCAAAGGCUUUUAUUGGCAAUUACAUUACGUUUAUGUAAAGAGUCAAUAUUUGCAGUGUUGACCCUUCUUUUUCAAGACCUCUGCAAUCCGCCCUGGCAUGGUGUCAAUUAACUUCUGGGCCACAUCCUGACUGAUGGCAGCCCAUUCUUGCAUAAUCAAUGCUUGGAGUUUGUCAGAAUUUGUGGGUUUUUGUUUGUCCACCUGCCUCUUGAGGAUCGACCACAAGUUCUCAAUGGGAUUAAGGUCUGGGGAGUUUCCUGGCCAUGGACCCAAAAUGUCGAUGUUUUGUUCCCCGAGCCACUUAGUUAUCACUUUUGCCUUAUGGCAAGGUGCUCCAUCAUGCUGGAAAACGCAUUGUUCGUCACCAAACUGAGAAGUUGCUCUCGGAGGAUGUGUUGGUACCAUUCUUUAUUCAUGGCUUUGUUCUUAGGCAAAAUUGUGAGUGAGCCCACUCCCUUGGCUGAGAAGCAACCCCACACAUGAAUGGUCUCAGGAUGCUUUACUGUUGGCAUGACACAGGACUGAUGGUAGCGCUCACAUUGUCUUCUCCGGACAAGCUUUUUUCCGGAUGCACCAAACAAUCGGAAAUGGGAUUCAUCAGAGAAAAUGACUUUACCCCAGUCCUCAGCAGUCCAAUCCCUGUACCUUUUGCAGAAUAUCAGUCUGUCCCUGAUGUUUUUCCUUCUUGACACCAGGCCAUCCUCUAAAAGUCUUCGCCUCACUGUGCGUGCAGAUGCACUCACACCUGCCUGCUGCCAUUCCUGAGCAAGCUCUGCACUGGUUGUGCCCCGAUCCCGCAGCUGAAUCAACUUUAGGAGACGGUCCUGGCGCUUGCUGGACUUUCUUGGGCGCCCCGAAGCCUUCUUCACAACAAUUGAACCUCUCUCCUUGAAGUUCUUGAUGAUCCGAUAAAUGGUUGAUUUAGGUGCAAUCUUACUAGCAGCAAUAUCCUUGCCUGUGAAGCCCUUUUUGUGCAAAGCAAUGAUGACGGCACGUGUUUCCUUGCAGGUAACCAUGGUUAACAGAGGAAGAACAAUGAUUUCAAGCACCACCCUCCUUUUAAAGCUUCCAGUCUGAUAUUCUAACUCAAUCAGCAUGACAGAGUGAUCUCCAGCCUGGUCCUCGUCAACACUCUCACCUGUGUUAACGAGAGAAUCACUGACAAGAUGUCAGCUGGUCCUUUUGUGGCAGGGCUGAAAUGGAGUGGAAAUGUUUUUUUGGGAUUAAGUUCAUUUUCAUGGCAAAGAGGGACUUUGCAAUUAAUUGCAAUUAAUCUGAUCACUCUUCAUAACAUUCUGGAGUAUAUGCAAAUUGCCAUCAUAAAAACUGAGGCAGCAGACUUUGUGAAAAUUAAUAUUUGUGUCAUUCUCAAAACUUUUGACCACGACUGAGUGAGCAAAACAUUAGGAACACCUGCUCUUUCCACGACAGACUGACCAGGUGAAAGCUAUGAUCCCUUAUUGAUGUCACCUGUUAAAUCCACUUCUAUCAGUGUAGAUGAAGGGGAGGAGACAGGUUAAAGAAGGAUAUUUAAGCCUUGAGACAAUUGAGAGAUGGAUUGUCUAUGUGUGCCAUUCAGAGGGUGAAUGGGCAAGACAAAAGAUUGACGUGCCUUUGAACAGGGUAUGAUAGUAGGAGCCAGGCACACCGGUUUGAGUGUGUCAAGAACUGCAAUGCUGCUGGGUUUUUCACGCUCAACAGAUUCCUGGGUGUAUCAAGAAUGGUUCACCACCCAAAACGCAUCCAGCCAACUUGACACAACUGUGGGAAGCAUUGGAGUCAACAUGGGCCAGCAUCCCUGUGGAACGCUUUCGAUGCCUUGUAGAGUCCAUGCCCCGACUAACUGAGGCUGUUAUUUUGUAUACUUUUAUUUAUAUAUAUAUACACAUACACACACACACAAAAGUAUGUGGACACCCCUUCAAAUGAGUGGAUUCGGCUAUUUCAGCCACACCAGUUGCUGACAGGUGUAUAAAAUCGAGCACACAGCCAUGCAAUCUCCAUAGACAAACAUUGGCAGUGGAAUGGCCUUACUUAAGAGCUCAGUGACUUUCAACGUGGCACCGUCAUAGGAUGCUACCUUUCCAACAAGUUUCUGCCCUGCUAGAGCUGCCCCGGUCAACUGUAAGUGCUGUUAUUAUGAAGUGGAAACGUCUAGGAGCAACAACGGCUCAGCCGUGAAGUGGUAGGCCACACAAGCUCACAGAACGGGACUGCCAAGUGCUGAUGCAGGCAGCGUGUAAAAAUCGUCUGUACUCUGUUGCAACACUCACUACCGAGUUUCAAACUGCCUCUGGAAGGAACAUCAGCACAAGAACUGUUCGUCGGGAGCUUCAUGAAAUGGGUUUCCAUGGCCGAGCAGCCACACACAAGCCUAAGAUCACCAUGCGCAAUGUCAAGUGUCGGCUGGAGUGGUGUAAAGCUGGUAAUGAUGGUCUGGGGCUGUUCUUAAUAGUUCGGGCUAGGCCUCUUAGUUCCAGUGAAGGGAAAUCUUAAUGCUACAGCAUACAAUGACAUCUAGUGGAAAGCCUUCCCAGAAGUGCAGGCUGUUAUAGCUGCAAAGGGGGGACCAACUCCAUAUUAAUGCCCAUGAUUUUGGAAUGAGAUGUUCGACGAGCAGGUGUCCAAAUAGUUUUGGUCGUGUGUGUCAGUCAGUCAGUCAUACUUUGCCUCCAAACGGUGUGUUGAGAUAUCCAGUGUCCCAGUCCUUGUGUCACUAAUCUUGCUGCUCUGUUUGUCCCUCCCAGGAGACCUGCCAACCCAGACUCCUCCUGCCCCUCGUCCCAGCCUGCCACUGCUGAUGUGGCAUCACCGCCCCAGCCCCCAUGCUUCACUCCCUCUGUGAGUUUCUCCCACGCAACAUGUCACAUUGUAUGAUCUAAGCUAUUUAGUCCAUCCAUUUCUAUGGAGGAAUUGUAAGAUAUUUCUGGUGUUAUUGUUUUUUAAACUUUAUUUUAUUUAUCUUCUCUAAUCAGAUGAUCUAUGAAGAGUCUGACAUCACCUCGGCCAGUGUGAACAAAAACUGCUCUCCGCUGUUGGUCAAACAGGACCACACGCCCAACGCAGGAAAAGUGCUCAAGUCUGUCUUUGUGCCAAAUAUUGGUUGGGCCUCACAGCUGACCAGUGGAGAGGUGUGGGUGCAGUUCAACGAUGGUUCCCAGCUAGUGGUGCAGGCAGGGGUCUCCUGUAUUAUCUACACGUCCCCAGAGGGACGGACCACCAGGUACUGAACACUUACACAGCACCUACAGUGGAGAAAAAAAGUAUUUAGUCAGCCACCAAUUGUGCAAGUUCUCCCACUUAAAAAGAUGAGAGAGGCCUGUAAUUUUCAUCAUAGGUACACGUCAACUAUGACAGACAAAAUGAGAAUUUUUUUUCAGAAAAUCACAUUGUAGGAUUUUUUUAUGAAUUUAUUUGCAAAUUAUGGUGGAAAAUAAGUAUUUGGUCAAUAACAAACGUUUCUCAAUACUUUGUUAUAUACCCUUUGUUGGCAAUGACACAGGUCAAACGUUUUCUGUAAGUCUUCACAAGGUUUUCACACACUGUUGCUGGUAUUUUGGCCCAUUCCUCCAUGCAGAUCUCCUCUAGAGCAGUGAUGUUUUGGGGCUGUCACUGGGCAACACAGACUUUCAACUCCCUCCAAAGAUGUUCUAUGGGGUUGAGAUCUGGAGACUGGCUAGGCCACUCCAGGACCUUGAAAUGCUUCUUACGAAGCCACUCCUUCGUUGCCCGGGCGGUGUGUUUGGGAUCAUUGUCAUGCUGAAAGACCCAGCCACGUUUCAUCUUCAAUGCCCUUGCUGAUGGAAGGAGGUUUUCACUCAAAAUCUCACGAUACAUGGCCCCAUUCAUUCUUUCCUUUACACGGAUCAGUCGUCCUGGUCCCUUUGCAGAAAAACAGCCCCAAAGCAUGAUGUUUCCACCCCCAUGCUUCACAGUAGGUAUGCUGUUCUUUGGAUGCAACUCAGCAUUCUUUGUCCUCCAAACACGACAAGUUGAGUUUUUACCAAAAAGUUCUAUUUUGGUUUCAUCUGACCAUAUGACAGUCUCCCAAUCCUCUUCUGGAUCAUCCAAAUGCACUCUAGCAAACUUCAGACGGGCCUGGACAUGUACUGGCUUAAGCAGGGGGACACAUCUAGCACUGCAGGAUUUGAGUCCCUGGCGGCGUAGUGUGUUACUGAUGGUAGGCUUUGUUACUUUGGUCCCAGCUCUCUGCAGGUCAUUCACUAGGUCCCCCCGUGUGGUUCUGGGAUUUUUGCUCACCGUUCUUGUGAUCAUUUUGACCCCACGGGGUGAGAUCUUGCGUGGAGCCCCAGAUCGAGGGAGAUUAUCAGUGGUCUUCCGUAUGUCUUCCAUUUCCUAAUAAUUGCUCCCAGUUGAUUUCUUCAAACCAAGUUGCUUACCUAUUGUAGAUUCAGUCUUCCCAGCCUGGUGCAGGUCUACAAUUUUGUUUCUGGUGUCCUUUGACAGCUCUUUGGUCUUGGCCAUAGUGGAGUUUGGAGUGUGACUGUUUGAGGUUGUGGACAGGUGUCUUUUAUACUGAUAACAAGUUCAAACAGGUGCUAUUAAUACAGGUAACGAGUGGAGGACAGAGUAGCCUCUUAAAGAAUAAGUUACAGGUCUGUGAGAGCCAGAAAUCUUUCUUGUUUGUAGGUGACCAAAUACUUAUUUUCCACCAUAAUUUGCAAAUAAAUUCAUUAAAAAUCCUACAAUGUGAUUUUCAGGAUUUUUUUUCUCAUUUUGUCUGUCAUAGUUGACGUGUACCUAUGAUGAAAAUUACAGGCCUCUCUCAUCUUUUUAAGUGGGAGAACUUGCACAAUUGGUGGCAGACUAAAUACUUUUUUCCCCCACUGUAUAUAACAAAUACAAUAACUGACACAUGGCUUCACCACUGUUUCAUAGUGCUAUGUCAAUGUCCAUAUUUUGUUAAUUUUCUGAUGUAAAAUAUGGUUUUGUGUUUUUCUGUAUUUGAGGAAUAGUAGUUGUCGAACUCUUUUUGCUGACAUGUUCCUGCUUGUGUUGUUCCAGGUACAAGGAGAAUGAGAAGUUGCCAGAGCUUGUGAAGGAGAAGCUGCACUGUCUCUCCACCAUCCUGGGCCUGUUGGCCAGUCCAGCAGUACGCCGCUGAAUCAAACCUCAGCAGCAUCGCCCCCUUGCUGUUACAUUGACACGUCCCAGUGCACCAAUGAUGUUGCAGGGAGGAGACACUUUCAUAGGCUUUAUACUGUGACAUACAUGCCUCUCAAGUGUGCUUGUAAAUAUGUUUCUUUUCUAUGUACAGAUGACAAAUUAUGAAUAUAUAUUUUAUAAAAUACCCAUGUUGUACAGCAUCUUGUGUUGAAAUAGUUUGUAUGUGCGUGUGAACUUGUCUUUUGUAAUUUUCUACAUUGUCAGUUGUCGAACCAUAAUCUCCAUGAAAUGUCAGAUGCAUAAAAGCUGAAGCAAUAAACAUCUGCAGGCUGGGUAGAGUUCAGUCACACUGGUGUUCAGGGGUCUUUUGUUCUUCAUCUC
This is a messenger RNA of Coregonus sp. 'balchen', 11127 nucleotides long. The record is from the annotation of a GenBank genome assembly. NCBI's taxonomy places the organism in Eukaryota, Metazoa, Chordata, Actinopteri, Salmoniformes, Salmonidae.